This is a messenger RNA of Acipenser ruthenus (sterlet), 2839 nucleotides long. RefSeq names its product carnitine palmitoyltransferase 2 (gene cpt2). Gene Ontology annotation, cellular component: mitochondrion. Gene Ontology annotation, molecular function: carnitine O-palmitoyltransferase activity. Bases 144 to 2252 code for a protein of 702 amino acids. The record is from RefSeq and is a predicted model, not a curated record. The transcript has 6 exons. Lineage: Eukaryota; Metazoa; Chordata; Actinopteri; Acipenseriformes; Acipenseridae. Gene Ontology annotation, biological process: fatty acid beta-oxidation.
UUAACCCUACAUAAUUAUUGUAACUUUAUACGACGAUAGUACUAUAAACAUUGCGUUCUAGUUUUACAUUGAGUUUUCAGCGGGCACUACUGUGUGUGACACCACGAUUACUUCCUGCACGGUCUGUGCAAGAUCACUGGCAAAUGAAGGGGGCGGUCAAACCGAACGAGCGUAGGGAGCAAGCACUUGAACUACCGGUGAAUUCGUGUGGCCAGCAGGUUGUGGACAUGGCUAGCUUGCGAGCUGUACCCUUGAAUACAGUUUUCAGUAAGUCAGGAAAACCUCCCUAUCUCGCCUGUGCGUUUGCAGCGUCUGCUUUGUGUAAUCGAAGACAGACAUACAGCACGAAAGGUAAAGAUGAGAUAGCAGAUACCCUGCACAGGAGCAUCGUCCCGACCAUGCACUACCAGAAGAGCUUGCCCAGGUUGCCUAUUCCAAAGCUGGAAGACACGAUCAGGCGAUACCUUGCAGCUCAGAGACCGCUCCUGGAUGAUGAACAGUACAGCAAGACUGAGCAGCUGGCCCAGAGUUUACAGAGCGGCGCUGCCAAGGAGCUCCACGAAGAACUGGUCUCUCAGGACAAGAAGAACAAGCACACCAGUUACAUAUCCGGUCCUUGGUUCGACAUGUAUCUGUCAGCCCGCGAGUCAGUGGUGCUGAACUUUAACCCCUUCAUGUCCUUCAACCCUGACCCUAAGCCUGAGUACAACGAGCAGCUGUUGCGAGCCACUAACAUGGUGGUGUCGGCGGUGCGCUUCAUGAAGACGCUGCGCAGCGGCCUGCUGGAGCCCGAGGUCUUCCACCUGAACCCGGCUAAGAGCGACACCGACGGCUUCAAGAGGCUCAUCCGCUACGUGCCGGCAUCCCUGUCCUGGUAUGGGGCCUACAUGGUCAACGCCUACCCCCUGGACAUGUCUCAGUAUUACCGGCUCUUCAACUCCUCCCGCAUCCCCAAACAGGGCUGCGACCAGCUCUUCACAGACCAGAGGGCCAGGCACCUGCUGGUCAUGCGGAAGGGUCACUUGUAUGUCUUUGAUGUCCUGGACCAAGACGGGAAUUUAGUGAAGCCAGCAAAGAUCCAAGCCCACCUGAAGUUCAUCCUCUCUGACCCCACCCCGGCCCCGGCUUUCCCCCUGGGCUUGCUGACCAGCGAGGACCGCAACGUCUGGGCUGGGCUCAGGCAGAAGCUCUUGGAUGCUGGCAACCAGGAGGCCCUGAGGAAAGUGGAUAGCGCCCUCUUCUGCCUGUGCUUGGAUGAUGAAACCAUGAAGGACCAUAUCCACACCUCGCACAACAUGCUGCAUGGCGAUGGGCAGAACCGCUGGUUCGACAAAUCAUUCAGCGUCAUCCUGGCACGCGACGGGACGGCCGCCAUCAAUUUCGAGCAUUCCUGGGGGGACGGCGUGGCGGUUCUGCGCUUCCAGAAUGAGGUUUUCAAGGACACCACCGAGCGGCCAGCGGUCAACCCAAACUCCCAUCCGGCAGCGGACGCCGAUUCUUCAUCCGCAGUCCAGAGACUCGACUUCCGUCUGGAUGCGGCUCUCCGGGAUGGGGUCAACACGGCCAAGGAGCACUUCCAGACGGCCGUCUCCAAGCUGACGAUUGCCGCCAUGGAGUUUCAGAAAGGGGGCAAGGAGACUCUGAAGAAGAAGAAGGUGAGCCCAGAUGCCGUGGCCCAGCUGGCCUUCCAGAUGGGCUUUCUGCGACAGUACGGCCAGACAGUGGCCUCCUACGAGUCCUGCAGCACGGCCGCCUUCAAGCACGGCCGCACCGAGACGAUCCGGCCGGCGUCCAUCCAUACCAAGCGAUGCAGCCACGCCUUCGUCCGGGAGCCGGGCAAGCACAGCGUGGACGAACUGCGCAAGAUGGUGGAGGAGUGCUCCAAAUACCACGGGCAGCUGACCAGGGAGGCCGCCAUGGGCCAAGGGUUUGACCGGCACCUGUUUGCAAUGCGCUACUUGGCCAACUCCAAGGGUCAGGCCCUGCCUGCUUUUUACCAGGACCCGGCUUACGCAGCCAUCAACCACAACAUCCUGUCCACCAGCACACUGACCAGCCCCGCGGUCAACCUGGGCGGCUUCGCUCCGGUGGUCCCUGACGGCUUCGGGGUGGGCUACGGCGUACAUGACCACUGGAUCGGCUGCAACGUCUCCAGCUACCCGUCCCGCAAUGUGCACGAGUUCCUGCAGUGCGUGCACAAGUCCCUGGAGGACAUCUUCACUGUGCUGGAGGGGAAGCCCAUCGGCAGCUAGAUCCACUGCCUGAGAGCUGUGAACACAUGCCGGCACAGGGAUGGGAAUAAGACUCCUAUUUCAUAGCUGUUUCACCCAUUCCAGGUUUUAUUACCAGCUUGAUUAGCCAGUGUGUUAUUAAUAAACUCAUAGUAAAACCAGGAAUGGAUCAAACUGCUGUGCAAUCUUAUUUCCAUCACUGCUUCAUCAGGAGUGCUCUGAUUCUGUAAGGAUACAGAAAUGCAUGUUGGGGGUUCUGUAACUGCAAAUGGUUAUUAGUCAGGCAAUAGGUUCAGUGUGCUUUUAAAAAAAUAUGGCUAUCAUUUAUUUUUCUUCUAUAAUAAUAAUAAAUACAGGUAUUUUCUCAACAGAAAAGGUGUUAGCUGCAGUCAUAAUUUAACACAAGGUGAGCCUCAAGAUCAGUGGUACUCAUUUGUGGCUCUUUCAGUCUACUAAAGAGAUACUGCUAGUUUACAUUACAUUACUUUUGAAGUACUGUAAACUGUGAAAUGAAUGUAAUUUAACUCUGUAUAUGCAUUACCUCUUAGCAAUAUGAGACAGGCGUGUUUUUAAACUGUGCCUUAAUAAACAGAAUAAAAAGAAACGUA